GGAACCGUGCUCACGCUAACUCGACCUUCCAGCUGUAGGCCUGACGGUAAACUCACUUAUGUGAGAGACAAAAUCACAACAGGAGUGCACUUCGUAUUUAUUUUAGCCCGAAUCAUGUUUCGUGCCACGAUAGCUAUAUGCGGGAGGACUGUUGUUAAAAGGUUAAUGUCAUCUGUUUCUGGAGAAAGCGUACUUCCAUCAAAUCUGCGAAUUCCAUCAAAUCUCAUCGGAGUUCCGCGAAAAAAGAGGGCAGCUCCAUCUGGCUCUGAUCUUCCAGUGCUGCGCAGAUGUGAGGCCGAUAUCCCAAAUCACCUAACAACCACUCAGACAUGGCUUCAAUCUUUGGGAAGUUGUGACAGUGAACCCCUUGGUGUGGUUGACCUACACCCUGACGUCUUCUCAGUACCUGUCAGACUGGACAUUCUCCAUGAUGUAGAGGUCUGGCAACGUAAUUUCAAGAGAAUAAGCCAUGCAAAGGUCAAGUCUCGAGCUGAAGUCAGUGGUGGAGGCAGGAAACCAUGGAACCAGAAAGGAAGUGGCCGGGCACGGCAUGGAAGCAUUCGUUCUCCACUAUGGAGGGGAGGGGGAGUAGCUCAUGGUCCACGGGGACCCACCAGUUAUUAUUACAUGUUACCCAUGAAGGUGCGGGCACAAGGUCUGAAAAUUGCACUGACUUCCAAACUGGCUCAGGAUUACCUCCAUAUUGUGGACUCGCUGGAAAUUCCCACUCCAGACCCUCAAUACCUCCAGGACCUGGUCAAACACAGACAGUGGGGGGACUCAGUCCUUAUUGUUGACAUUGGUGAUGAAUUCCCUCAGAACAUUCUUAAGGCCACUGAAGAUUUAAAAACUGUGAAUGUCAUUCCAGUAAUAGGUCUAAACGUCCACAGCAUGCUGAAACACGAGAGUCUGGUUCUUACUCUUGAUGCUGUAAAAUUUCUAGAAAAUAAACUUCUUUGGCAUGAUGUGCGAUACACUCCUUUAUAUCCCUUCAAACUCCCCUACAGUGACUUGCCAUGAACACAGCACACGGACCCAAUAAAUAAAUGUUUAUUUCAUAA
Messenger RNA from Xyrauchen texanus (razorback sucker), 1061 nucleotides. It is a transcript of the gene mrpl4, whose product is annotated as mitochondrial ribosomal protein L4. Gene Ontology annotation, biological process: translation. Bases 115 to 1020 code for a protein of 301 amino acids. Gene Ontology annotation, molecular function: structural constituent of ribosome. Gene Ontology annotation, cellular component: ribosome. NCBI's taxonomy places the organism in Eukaryota, Metazoa, Chordata, Actinopteri, Cypriniformes, Catostomidae. The transcript has 9 exons. The record is from RefSeq and is a predicted model, not a curated record.